CGCGAAUGCGCGACAAAGAUCAUUCAUACCUGGAUGGAUAUGGCAAUAGCAUGUCUGUGCCAUUGAAAGUCACUACUACUUACACACAUAUAUACAGUUUCAUGUUAGGACUGCUUCUGUCAUGCUGAGAGAGAAAAUAGGGCUUUAACUGGAUACCUUUAAAGCGUGGCAUUGGCGAUCCAAAAUGUCGAACGCGAACGAUGGAUACAACUGGCUUUCAAGUUGUCCACAAUCUGGUUAUAGACUUUACAAACAGGAAUAUGGAGUUGCCUUGCAGAGUGAAGUUCCUGCGGCGUACUUCACUGCGCAGUCAACAACACAAGAUCCUAUGAGCAUCGCUCCCACCCAUCACUCGUCCCCAUAUCCACCCAACCAAGGAUAUGUGAGACCGGCUACCCUCCAUACAAAUCCUGCUGUUCAGUACCAGACCACGGCUCCCGUGUCAGGGUACUACCAAGGUCCGCCUCAGCACUCGACUCCAUACUCACCGAUGCCCUCAAGUACUUCAGUGACCGCACAAGGACAUCGUCCUCAUCUACCUGUCACACAGCAGUCGACAUCGAUUCAUUCUAGAGCUUCAGUGACGUCGCAUACACCACAAGGGCUAGAUCAUGGACAUGACAUAAAGAGGCGCCUCAUUGAAGCUUCUACAACGCCGAGCAAGUACAGCAUACAAUCUACCAUCACUAACGCAAUGCCGAAGCCUGUUUCGCAAGGAAACCUUUCGUCAUACUCUUUUAGCCCUCAAGAUACAAGAGACAAGACCUUCCUCAAGAAUCGUGUAGAUAUCGUUAAACCCCUAAACAAGUCAGAGGCUGCUUUGAAACCCAGUUAUGACCCGGGGACGAUCGCCAGAGAUGUGUUAAUCGCAGCCGGGCGUCACCCAACGGAACCAGCAUUGAACCAUCACCUCACUCGCUUGCGUGAUGUCUUUCAUAAUGUCGAUAACUCGUCCGAUUUGGAAACAUUUCGCUGGGACUUGGUCGAUGCAGAGCGUGAGGAAAAGCCACGUGACCCGCCUCAGGCGCCGAUGCAGGUUUCCACUCCGCCAAAGGAACCGUCAUUACUCGGUGCGCCGCCAACCAUACAAACACAACGCCAAGCCCCGAACCAAGAACAACAUCCUACUCCAGCGCAGCCCCUCGAACAAUCAAAACUACAACAAACCCAAUCACCGAGUAUAAUCCAAGUUCAAUUGCCAGCGGCGACAAAACCCCAACCACUGAAUACCUUGGUACAGGUAACUGUACGAAGCCCUAGUGUUUCGUCGGAUAAGAUGGUUGAAAAGAGACCGCCUGGAAGACCGCCGGGACGCACACCGGGACGUCCUCCAGGACGCCCGCCCGGUAGCUCGAAGAUCCAGGCGGCUCCUCCCCCCAUGCCCCAGGUUCCUUAUCAGGUCUAUUCUUGCGAGUGGGACCAAUGUCGCGCCGAACUUCAUAAUCUCGAAAUGCUAGCAAAGCAUAUUUAUAAGGUCCACGUACCUUACACUCUCACAUGCGAAUGGAAGGGUUGCACUUGUAGUGACAACUUUCCUGCGGCCGCUCUCGUUAAGCAUAUUAGAGGUGCUCAUCUUGAACCCAUUGCCUGGAAAUUGGGUGAUGGACCAUCAGUGCCUGGAACUGUAGGAAGUACUGCCAGCAAAAGCCACGUUCCUUCGACGAUUCCAGAGUCCCCUCUAGCAGGCGGUGAAGAUUCGCUUAUCUUUCCAGCCAAUUACUCUUCCAUCCGAGCAUUUAAUCGCGUGCAUGGGAACAAUACGCAGCGUGACAAGGCCCAGGGGAUAUUCAAGGCUGUACAGAGGCUCAAAGAACAGAUUGGGGUUGGCUUGGAUCCCGGUGGAUGCCAGUUGGCUACCCCCGCCCGGAAUGAGAGAGUGAGCAAUGAGGAGGACGUUUACGAAGUAAAACUUGAGGGUUAGGGAAACAUGUGAUACCCCUUUGCAUCUAUUGAUUUCGCAUCCUAUCUUGCAUUGCACAGGGUUGGGUGUCGAUUCUAGGAAGUGCCGUUUGGUUGAUUGCGAUUCGAAUAUUCUGUGUACAUUAUACCUCCACCCUUUCCCAAGGCAGUUUACCCUCGGUAGGAAACCAUCCGCCUAGAAACUUGUACAAUAGUGAUGUAUUCUU
Molecule: messenger RNA, 2126 nt
Organism: Aspergillus alliaceus
Lineage: Eukaryota; Fungi; Ascomycota; Eurotiomycetes; Eurotiales; Aspergillaceae
Product: putative C2H2 finger domain protein
Exons: 2
Coding region: 185-1921 (578 amino acids)
Source: RefSeq, a predicted model, not a curated record